UUCACCAAAAAUACCAACGACGCGGUUUUUGUUUAAUGCAGCGCGGUUAUCUAAUCUUAAGUGAUCUGAAGGAAGAAAAGUCCGCGUGGAGGAUUAGCACCAGUCUUCUUGUACCACUCAGUGAACAACCCUUAUAAAAGUGAAGUGAGGUUUGUUUGUUGUAUAUAGUUAGAGUCGCAGUUAUAGACAGUUGCUGGUUUUUUUGUUGUUGUGAACAAAGAUUCGUUUGGUUGGUAGCGAGUGUUUGAAGCUUGUGAAGGGAAAAUGGCACCAAAAAGAACCUUUGACGAGGAGGAUCAUCACAAUAACGACGACACCCAUCUUCAAACUGUUGCUAAAAGAAGACGGGACGAGACCAUUGCCGCUUUGGAACCUGUUCUUCGCAAAUUGAUGGAGGAGUUGAUUCCACCUAUGCUAGAGCGUCACGUGUCUCCGUGUUGUCGAUUUUGCCAUAACCAUCAGGGUGGCAGUUCUGGAGGAAGAGCUUACCAAUUGUGCUUCGUCAAUGAAUUGCCUAAAGUAAUUUUCACCAUGGCCAAUCUCACAGCUGAGGACGGUGGUUCACUUGAAAUUGAGCUGCGGGAUGCUGCAUCGCAGCAACGCGUUGACACAGAGGAAUUUUCCAGCAUGAAGGCUCAGAUCUAUGUGCUGGAUGGUGCUUUUGAAAGUCAGGACUGGACUGCAGAGGAAUUUGAUGGCAACAUUGUGAAACCAAGAGAGGGGAAGGCACCAUUACUCAGAGGACACACGGUUACUAAAAUUGAAAAAGGGGUUGGUUUUAUCGAUAAGAAGAGGCUUAAGAUUACUGAUAAUUCUUUCACCACAAGAAACAAAACGUUUCGGUUGGGAGUUAAAAUCGUGGGAUCUAACUCCCAUGGAGUAGGAAUCAAGGAAGCCAUAAGCGAACCCUUCAGGGUCAAAGAUAAACGUGGAGAGUUGGCCAGGAAAUCCGAGCGUCCAGCCUUGAACGAUGAAGUAUGGCGUCUGAGGAACAUUGGAAAAGCGGGUGAGCUUCGCAAGCAGCUUUCAAGGAAUAAAAUAAAGACUGUGAAGGAUCUUUUGCGGCGGGACACAAUCGGUUUAUUACGGGAGAAAUUCGGCAAGAUUAAUACAUGGGACAAAAUCAUUGAACAUGCUAAAGAAUGUGAACUAGAUGAAUCUGAGCGCUACUUGUACACGUAUCGUGCCACGGAACCAGAGAAAUCUGUUUCCCUUGUCUUUAAUUGCAUCUAUGAGCUUGUGGAGGUCAUUAUUAACGGCCAACAUCGUUCUCUGAAAUCUCUGAAUUCGGAGGAGGAGCGUUUUGUGGGAAGAAUGAAGGUGGAAGCAUACUCAAAUCUGGAGGAUCUGGAGCCAAUUGCUGCCACACCAACGACACAUGACAUAGUGUCGAAGUUAGCAGGUACACAGGCGGUGUCAUACAGUGCUCCAUAUCAAGGUCAAUUGGAAACAUCAACAUCAAUCGUAGAUGAUAGCUGGCCGGCGUUCUUCGACGAAUUUGAAACUUACUUUACUCCUAACCCUGACCAGUGGGAGCAACCGAAUUUUUUCCCCUUACUAUGUGGUGACAAUGGAGCAUCAUGUAGCCAAGACAGCCCUUCCUUUUUGCCCAACACUGCUGAGUAUAUGGCAAGCAAAGGGAAAGCCAAGACGGUUUGGCAGAAAGUCAGAAAUGCUUUCAAACUCCUCAUACAUCCGCAUAGGGCUUAAAGGAAGAACCAAUUUUCUUUUUGCGGUCAGAAUUGGAUUGAAUUCGUUUUUCUUUUGAUUGCUUCUUCAAUUGCGUUUUCCCAAGUCAAUUUCUGUACUUCGUUAAUCAGCUAUUAAUUUAUAAAUGUCAUGCCAAUUUGUGACAUUAGACAAAAUGACAGCAGACAAAAUGACAUGACAAAAUGUUUUUUAACGAUAUCGCUGCGUUUUUUGGAAUGUUCUCGGUUAAG
This is a messenger RNA of Vigna umbellata (rice bean), 1940 nucleotides long. Its product is annotated as calmodulin-binding protein 60 B-like. Gene Ontology annotation, biological process: regulation of salicylic acid biosynthetic process. The record is from RefSeq and is a predicted model, not a curated record. Gene Ontology annotation, cellular component: nucleus. Lineage: Eukaryota; Viridiplantae; Streptophyta; Magnoliopsida; Fabales; Fabaceae. Gene Ontology annotation, molecular function: DNA-binding transcription factor activity; calmodulin binding; sequence-specific DNA binding.